Messenger RNA from Trichoderma citrinoviride, 1218 nucleotides. RefSeq names its product S-adenosyl-L-methionine-dependent methyltransferase. The coding region runs from base 1 to 1218 and encodes 405 amino acids. The record is from RefSeq and is a predicted model, not a curated record. NCBI's taxonomy places the organism in Eukaryota, Fungi, Ascomycota, Sordariomycetes, Hypocreales, Hypocreaceae. The transcript has 2 exons.
AUGAACGCCCCAACACGCCGCCUUGCCACGGCCGUGGUGGGGUCCUGUUCAUUGCCGCUCUCUACGCCCUUGCAACGCCGCCUUGCAAGCUCUUCCUCUCUGCGUCAAGCUGUGAAAACUCCUCCGGUGAAAGGGACCCCUCCCCCUCCAGCGUCCCGUGUGACGAGAUCAUAUAAACCGACACAAAAACCUUUCCCUUCGACAUCACCACCACUACCUCCUCCUCCUCCUGAACCUCCAAAAGCAGACACCCUCCUCACCAUCUGGCGCCGCGCCUGGCUCCCUCUAACCGGCGCCUCCCUCCUCGCCGGCUUCCUAGGCUUUUACAUCUUUGGCACCACAGUCGCAACGAUCAAAUCAUCCCCAUCCUCCACCUCGUCAUCAUCCCAGCCUUGCGAACAUGCUACCCCCACCGGCCGUCCUCCCGCCCUGACGGGUGACAAUGCAGAGCAAUUCGACAAGGAGCUCAACCUCCCCGAGUGGUGGAUGGGCAUCACCAAGCUCCGAAAGAAGCUUGCUGCCCACGCAAAGGGCGCCGUCCUCGAGCUCGCCAUGGGUUCCGGCCGUAACCUCGAGUACUACAACUGGGAGCCCCUGAGCACCGCCGUCGAGGCCGCCCGCACCGGCAACAUUCCGCCUCCCAAGGUGCCCCAGGGUAUCACUUCCUUCACGGGACUCGACAUCUCCGUCGACAUGCUUGACGUCUCGCGCAAGAGGCUCGCAAAGUCCGUUCCGCCCAUGGCCUCCUCCGCGCCCGUCGUCAAGGCCUCGUCCAUGGCCGACCACACCGGUGGCCAGCUCUCCUUCCUGGACGGCCACGUCCGCCUCGUCAACUCGGACGCGCACCACCCGCUGCCGCCGCCCGCGCACACCGACAAAUACGACACCGUCAUCCAGACUUUUGGCCUCUGCUCCGUCUCGGAUCCCGUCGCUGUGCUCUCCAACCUCGCAACCGUCGUCCGACCCGGCACCGGCCGCAUAAUCCUCCUUGAGCACGGCAAAGGCUACUAUGGCCUGGUGAACGGCUUGCUGGACAAGAACGCGGGAAAGCACUUUGCAAAGUACGGGUGCUGGUGGAACAGGGACAUUGAAGCUAUCGUCGAAGAUGCCGUGGCCGCGACGCCUGGCCUGGAAGUGGUCAAGAUCGAACGGCCAAACAUUACUCAGAUGGGGACCCUGGUAUGGAUUGAGCUGAAAAUGGCGGCCAACAAGACAUGA